AUGACUGACCUAAUGCAUCACUUUUCUAUCUGAAAGCACUUCGUACGCUGAUAACAUCAAUCACGGUCGACUGGGCGACUUCGAAGGAAACCUGGCAACGAAAUACGAUGUUGAAGAUCGCGAGGCGCGGAAGAAGUCUGUCUCUCAGAUGUUACAUGAGCUGUAUGAUCACGGUCAUGUUUUACGUAAUCUUCAACCUCAUAAAGUUUCACCGAACCUUACAUCAGCCUGAACGGAAGCUUAUCUAUCAUUUCGCUUAUCCCUAUGACUACGAGAAAAGUCCAAACUACGAAAUUACCUUUUUCAUACAAAUGUCUUGCGGCGCAUUUACGGCCAUUGUGAAUUCCAGUGUCGACAGCUUCGUCUCGAUACUCGUGUUGCACGUGUGCUCACAGCUGAUUAAUUUACGGACGACGCUUAACAAAACGAUCGAUAAAUUAGCUGAGAAAUCUAUAUCUUCUUCGAGGUUUCGGAGAAGCCUGACCGCGAUCGUCGUACGGCACGAGCAUCUCAUUAGGAGCGUUGAAAGGAUCAAUAACUGCUACAGUACGGUGUUAUUCAUACAUAUGAUAGCUGCCACUUUUCAACUGUGCUUUGAAACUUUUCAGAUAUUCACGAUAAUUACGGAUAAAAAUGCGAACGUCUCCAUCAUAAAAAUGGCUUUUCUUGUAUUUUAUGUCACGAUCGUUUUGACGCAUUUAUAUUUUUACUGCUACUCAGCUGAAAGACUUUUGACGGAGAGUACCAAUAUAGCGUACGGCGUAUACGAAUGCAAAUGGUACGACAUACCAUCGAGAGAUGCAAAAGAUUUGAUGUUUAUCGUAUAUCGAUCUAAGAUUCCACUGAAACUGACAGUUGGAAAAUUCGGUAUUUUUUCAUUAGAGAUGUUCGGAACGACGGUGAAAUCGUCAAUGGGGUACCUGUCUGCGUUUCUAUCAAUGAGUGAUUAGAGGGAAUAAUGAUGAUAACGUAAUAAUUCGACGUAAUUGACCACUUUCUUCCUACGUUAAAUGAAUAAAUUUAUUUGUACGCACUCUUUGUAUGCUACAUGACUUGUACUGACGAUAUGACUCCUUUCUGU
Messenger RNA from Harpegnathos saltator (Jerdon's jumping ant), 1081 nucleotides. RefSeq names its product odorant receptor 22c-like. The record is from RefSeq and is a predicted model, not a curated record. NCBI's taxonomy places the organism in Eukaryota, Metazoa, Arthropoda, Insecta, Hymenoptera, Formicidae. Gene Ontology annotation, cellular component: plasma membrane. The transcript is spliced from 5 exons. The coding region runs from base 108 to 950 and encodes 280 amino acids. Gene Ontology annotation, molecular function: olfactory receptor activity; odorant binding. Gene Ontology annotation, biological process: detection of chemical stimulus involved in sensory perception of smell; sensory perception of smell.